This is a messenger RNA of Mugil cephalus (flathead mullet), 2246 nucleotides long. Its product is annotated as regulating synaptic membrane exocytosis protein 2-like. The coding region runs from base 246 to 2246 and encodes 666 amino acids. The record is from RefSeq and is a predicted model, not a curated record. Gene Ontology annotation, biological process: intracellular protein transport; regulation of synaptic plasticity; calcium ion-regulated exocytosis of neurotransmitter. Gene Ontology annotation, cellular component: presynaptic membrane; cytoskeleton of presynaptic active zone. Lineage: Eukaryota; Metazoa; Chordata; Actinopteri; Mugiliformes; Mugilidae. The transcript has 16 exons. Gene Ontology annotation, molecular function: small GTPase binding; transmembrane transporter binding.
CCUCCCUCUCAUGGAGGAUUUAUUUAUUUCUCCUCCGCCUCCAUUAGACCACGACGAACCACCACCACCAGACCACCACCAGCACCAGCAUCAGCACCAGCAUCAGCACCAGCAUCAGCGGGCUGAGCUGCAGCUGUGAGGCCGCAGGAUGAGAGCCGCGGCCGGGCCGGAGAGAAGAGAGGAGCCGCUGAACCCCGGAGGAGGCGACAUGACCGCGAAGGAGUAGACAGUGGACCUCAGUCAGGAUGUCUGGGCUGGCCGGACCUGGACCUGCACCCCCCGCCGGGACCGGACCUGCAGCCCCACCUGGGACCGGACCGGAGCUGCCGGACCUGAGUCACCUGACGGAGGAGGAGCGGAGCAUCAUCCUGUCAGUGAUGGAGAGACAGAAGAAGGAGGAGGCGAAGGAGCAGAGCAUGCUGAAGGAUCAGGAGGAAGUGAAACCUCCCUCAACCUCGUGGAAUCCGUUCUCAGGGUUCAGUCAUUUGGUCAAUAACGUUGCUGCCAACGUGUCCGAAGUUCUUCAAGUUAAAAGUCCGACUAACGACGAGUUUCAGACGAAGUUACAUCAGCAGUUUGAGAUGUAUAAAGACCAGGUGAAGAAGAUGGGGGAGGAGCCUCCGGUGGCUCCGGCGCCGAGGGCGGAGUCUCCGACCUGCGGCAUCUGUCGUAAAACAAAAUUUGCCGACGGUUGUGGCCGAGCCUGCUGCUACUGUCAGAGUCGCUUCUGUGCCCGCUGUGGGGGGCGUGUCCCUCUGAGAGCCAAUAAGGUGAUGUGGGUCUGUAACGUGUGCAGACAGCAGCAGGACAUCCUGGUUAGAUCGGGGGAGUUUUACUCCAACACGUGGGCCCCUCACCCCCCGACACCAGGACCCACGGGACCCACGGGACCCACGGGACCCACGGGGCCCACGGGACCCACGGGACCCCUGAGUAAUGGAGCCAUGGAGUGGAGGCAGCCCCCCCCAGGGUCGUCCUACGAUGGUGGCGAGGGCAGGAUGCCUCGCUCGCCCUCUGACCUGGAUCGCUACGCUCGCCACGCACCGUACGGCUGCCAUGGCAACAGGGAGGAAGAGCAUCAGGAACGGAGGCGACCAAUCAGAGACGGACGAGGCCGCUGGCACUCGCAGGACCACCCCCUGGACCAGGUCCAGGACGAGCGCGAGCUGCGCCGCCGCCAGGAGGAGGAGUUUCAGGCUCGUUACCGUAGCGACCCCAACCUGGCUCGUUACCCGGUGAAGCCGCAGCCGAGCGAGGAGGCCAUGCGGAUGUUAGCUCAGGUCGGCAGGGUCCGUCACCAGCGGCGCCAUAGCGACGUCUCCCUGGCAACCGCCGACCUCCUGACGCCGAGGCACGCAGCGCUCCGUCAGAAUCGUCCUCAGGGGCUGGUCGUGUCUGGAGGUCAGAGGUCGCUGUCUGUGGACCGAGCAGCCAAUCACAGCAGCCCCACGUCUCCACGCCGAAGCCCGUUGCCGCAGCAACACCUGGACCCGAGCUCCGCCCUCAAGAUGAAGUCGGCCAGUGAGAGCGCGGCGCAGAGGGGGCGGAGGAUGGGCAGGAUGCACGUGAUUGGUAGCUUCAGCAGCUCGGAGGAGGAGCUAGCGACCACGCCGGACUAUACCAGCUGUGACGAGCCUGACCGAGACAUGGACAGCCAAUGGUGUGAUCAGGGUUCCUGGCAUGGCAAGCCUGCCCCCAUGUCUAUGCCGGUCACAUGGCAACCGUCUAAAGAUGGAGAGCGCCUGAUUGGUCGAAUUCUGCUGAACAAGAGGAUGAAGGACGGGACGGUUCCCGCGGAUACGGGGGCGUUGCUGGGACUGAAGGUUGUUGGUGGGAAGAUGACAGAGUCUGGUCGUCUCUGUGCGUUCAUCACCAAGGUGAAGAGAGGAAGUCUGGCUGACACUGUAGGCCACCUGAGACCAGGUGAUCAGGUUCUUGAGUGGAACGGUCGGGUUCUUCAAGGAGCCACGUUCAAUGAGGUCUACAACAUCAUCCUGGAGUCCAAACCGGAGCCACAGGUGGAGCUGGUGGUGUGCCGACCCAUCGGGGAUGCGUCCAGAGCCGCAGACGUCCAGCUGGACUCCAGUUCCAGUUCCUUCGACUCUCAGAAGGUCGGCCCGUCCAUCUCUGUCACGUCUCCCAUGAGCCCCAGUGUUCUGUCCGGACAGGUCUCUAACCCAGCUGGAGCCGAGCUGGACCCCGGGACCGGGGCCAGGAGAGGAAUUAGGGGCAAUUUUAAGGCAUAA